Molecule: messenger RNA, 1073 nt
Organism: Schizosaccharomyces cryophilus OY26
Lineage: Eukaryota; Fungi; Ascomycota; Schizosaccharomycetes; Schizosaccharomycetales; Schizosaccharomycetaceae
Product: methyltransferase
Exons: 2
Coding region: 190-888 (232 amino acids)
Biological process (GO): peptidyl-lysine monomethylation; peptidyl-lysine dimethylation
Cellular component (GO): cytoplasm
Molecular function (GO): protein-lysine N-methyltransferase activity
Source: RefSeq, a predicted model, not a curated record
GAGUAACCACGACUCAUGUCGAAGGUCUUUGUAGAAAAGUACUGAAAUAUAGGAUUUUCAGUGUCAAGUUGAAAGGAAAAUCUAUAAAAGUAGGUUGAUUGUGAAAUUAAAACGAUUUUAGCUUUUUGCGUCGCGUGGAAGAAACUUGGGAAAAUACGAUUCUUGGAAUAGAACGAUAAUUUUAUAAAAAUGAGUGGAUUACCAGAGUCUAGAUUAGGAACAAAGGCUCAUUGGGACUCUAUGUAUGAGUUAGAAGUAUCGAAUUUCAAAGAGUUUCAAGAUGAAGGAGAAAUAUGGUUUGGCGAAGAGUCUGAAGAACGAAUAGUUCAAUGGAUAGAAGAUUAUGUUUCGAACGAACAAAGGACUUCAGCAGGUGGUGCUUUUCGGGUUUUAGAUUUGGGAACAGGAAAUGGUCAUUUGAUUCUUCGUAUCGCUGAAGAGGCUGACAGUCUACUUCCUCAGCCUUGCGUUCUGCUUGGCGUCGACUAUAGUGAGAAGGGGGUAGAACUUGCGAAAAAAUUAGCAGAAGCACACGGUUUUCAAGAACGGGUUGGAUUUGAGCAGUAUGACAUUAUCAAAGAUUUGCGAUUCUGUGAUGGAACAUGGGAUCUUAUUUUAGAUAAAGGAACCUUUGACGCCAUUUCUCUUAGUACAGAGACCUUGAAUGGAAGUCCUCUCAACCAGGUGUAUGUGGAUCGUAUACAUGAGAUGCUGUCACCCAAAGGGUUGUUUUUAAUUACCAGCUGUAAUUGGACGCUAGAGGAAUUGUCGGAACGUUUCGUAAAAAAGGGAUUCCGCAUUCAUUCUACCGUACCAGUCCCUGUUUUUGAAUUCCAAGGAAGGAAAGGUAGCUCGACUACUGUUGUCGCUUUUGAGAUUGCAAAUUAAAAGGAUGAUAGCAGUGUUUGAUUUAUUAUACAAAUAGUACUUUAUUUAUGGCUCUUUGUUUUGUCUCUAUCUUAGUGUUUACUAAAAUAGUACGCUGGCGUUCGUUAUAAUAGUCUAUUAGGGUAGGGUCCAUCCAGCCGUCACAAACCGACACCAAAAUUCUUGGAAAUGGUAAGCAUCAACAG